AUGAGCAGCGGGCUCAACUUCACCAGCUUCUACGCCACCUGGUUCGACCACCUCCGCCACCUCAUCCACCAGCUCUCCUCCACCCCCACUGACCACCACCUCGUCCACACCAUCAUCUCACACUACUCCGAGUACUUCCGGGUCAAGUCCCUCGCCGCCGAGAAAGACCCUCUCUCCGUCUUCUCCGCCCCCUGGGCCACCUCCUUUGAACGCUCCCUUCAUUGGGUAGCUGGUUGGCGUCCCACCACUACUUUUCAUUUGAUUUACUCCCAGUCAACCAUUCUCUUUCACUCCCAGAUUGCCGAUAUUCUUCACUUUAAAUUUUGUGGUUGAAUUGAAAAGUUACCUUGAAGUUUUUUUUACUUGUUUCAACAUAUUUCGAUCAAGAGUCAUAUUCGAGGUUUCAUGCAGGUGGAGGAGGAGAAUGCGAUAAUGGAUGAGCUAUCGGAGUGGCAAGACGAGGAGAGCGAGCUGAUGCAGAGGAGGGUGGAGGCGUCGGGGAAGGGUGAAGGUCUGGUUAGCAUUAUAAAGAAAGCGGACGCUCUACGGCUGCGGACACUGCAGAAGGUGGUGGAGCUUCUCACGCCGAAGCAGGCGGUGGAGUUCCUCAUCGCCGCCGCCGAGCUCCAGUUUGGUGUUCGGGGGUGGGGGAUGAAUGAGGACCGUCAACGUGGCAAUCAUCCAGACACCUAA
Cucurbita pepo subsp. pepo (vegetable marrow) is the source of this 693-nucleotide messenger RNA. Lineage: Eukaryota; Viridiplantae; Streptophyta; Magnoliopsida; Cucurbitales; Cucurbitaceae. The record is from RefSeq and is a predicted model, not a curated record.